UGCAUCGGUAGUGUAGUUGUAUUGUUUUUGUUUUUAAUCGCAAUAUUACAUUUGGUGUUUUUUUCUUUUCGUAAUUUGCGAUUUCUUUUACGCAUUAAUCAAACGUUUGUAAUUUAAUAAACGAACGUAUACUUUUCUGCUUGAUUAUCUGCUCCGUUGUUAUCAAUUCUUUAAAUGAUUUUUACCAACUUCGACAAAUAUAACCUAAAAUUUUGUCAAGCCUCAGUGACAUAACCUAUUAAAAAGAUCAACAUUCCAUCGUUAACGCGUCAACAGAUUACUUUUAACAUUGAAUUCUCACUAAUUAGAGUGUACGAGGAGACCUUGAACAUGAUCGAAUAAUUAAAUGCUCUUGUUAAGCAAGGUGCUCAUCAACUUGACACUACUUGCUGUGAUCCUCGUUCUGUUCUACUGCUAUCAGACGUCAAAUGGUAUACGCUGGACGCAUAACGAUAAGGAGAAUGCUUCGACCACCAAGUCGAGAAGCUUCGGCCAGGACGUUACGACCGUGUCCCUGCCAAGUGGCAACGAUUACUACAAUGUCUGGUGUAUAUUCACCAAAGUUGCCAGCAACUCUCCGAUGAAACGAAAGUUUGAGAUCUUCGCUGAAUCUUUGCUUAAGUUGUCUUCUGUUGACAUCGCAUUCCACGUUAUAACCGACGAUGACAGCAAAAACGUUGCAGAGAAAUUAUUGGGCAAUAUCUUAUUAUCCACAGGGAAAUUCAUGAAGGUGCAAUAUUAUGACGUGCAUGAACUAGCACUGCAACUGGCAGACAUUGUGUCAGUCAUGUCUCCGCACUUUAGCAGCAAGCCAGGAACUUACUACUCGGAUGCGUUGUUUUUCUUGUCAUUGGGUCUGCAUCGGAUAGCCCCGGUCGAGCAAAGUGUUGCGGCAAUGUUCGACGCAGACACCAAAUUUCGCAGAGACAUCAGGGAGCUUUUUGACGAGUUUAACAGCUUUGGAAGCCAAGCCUUGUUUGGCCUUUCUCCUGAACUCACUCCGGUUUAUAGACACGUUUUGUAUUUGUAUCGCAACAAGCAUCCCGACACGUUAUUCGGAGAGCCCGCUAGUUCAGGCGGUUAUUCUGGAUACAACAGCGGGGUGGUACUUUUUAAUCUCGAUAAAUUAAGGAACUCGUCUGUUUACGAUUCGAUCAUGAAGAAAGAAAAAAUUGACGCAAUGACAGAGAAAUAUCACUUCAAGGGUCACUUGGGAGAUCAGGAUUUUUAUACCCUCUUAGGGAUGGAAAAACCAGAGUUAAUUCACACUAUUGACUGUGGAUGGAACAGGCAGCUGUGUACGUGGUGGAGGGACCGUGGAUAUGCAGACGUAUUUGGAAAUUAUUCUAAGUGCGAUUCAGAAACAAAGUUGUGGCACGGGAAUUGCAACACUCCCAUACCUGAUGAUUAAUCGUGUAAAAUCAAGGGCACAGUUAUUAUAAUUACUGUUAGUGCAAUUGCAGAGAUUUAAAAGUAGUACCUGUUGCUAUUUGAACAUGUUAUCAAUUCUGGAAUCUGUGAUUCUUCGGUGGCAAUAUAUAUCUCAUCACGGUGGCAAUAUUAAUAAGAAAAAGGAAAAAAAAAAUUACAUUAGUUGCAUUAAGAUUUUUCUGUAGGUAUUAGCUUUGUACGUUAUAUAUUUUAAAUAUUAUCGUUAUAUCAUUAAAAAUAAUUAAAAGUAUUAUUUUUUGACUUUAUACCAAUUGACAUUUAUAAACGCGAGGUUGGUGCUAUUUUUCUAAUUGUAAGUAUAGACGUGAAAAAUUGAACAAUGAUGAAGCAAUCCAAUUUCUACUAUUGUAUUUUCCUCAAGAAUAAAGUAUUUAUAUGAAUUUUAUACUUUCUAUUUGUUCAGAAGUUCUUCUUGAAAUAUUUUGUUAAAUAAAAAUCAGCAAUUCUUUUUUCUUUAUUUUUAAUGGAACUAAAUAACAACAUAUAUAAAUAGAAGUGUCGCUGUAAUAUAUUUUUACGCAAAGAAAAUAAUAUUAAAUACAGUAUUAACACAUUAUAUGGUAUUUACAGUACAGAAUACACUCAUCCAUGGUGUGACUACCCCAUCUGCCAUAAAAAUAUUUGUCUAUAAUGAUCAUAAUCCAUAAAACAAAUAUACAUCAUAUCAGAUUUGUUAAUUAACCAUAGUCUUUUAAUUGACUUUUUUUUACAAUAACACUGUUAAUAUUGUAUUAACAAACUCAAUGUGUUUUUUCCGCAUGAUUGCUAAAAUUUCGCUACAAACCAAAAACUUUUCUUGUUUUUAACCAAAAGCAAAAAAAAAAGUGAAAAUCAAUUAUUAAACAAAUUCUUCGUUGUUUUCUACGAACACAUGUUAGAAUGUUCUUUGAAUUUCGUUAAUACAAACUCAUUGAUGAAUACAAACUCAUCAUUAAUAUGAUUUUCAAUCUAUACAACUGACCAGAUUUUUCUUCCUUUCUCUCCCUCCCACUCUUUUUUUCUCUCAAAAAAAAAAAAAGAAAAAGAACCGAAAAAAAAAAAUUAUCUUUCAUAGUUAAGUUAAACACACACCUUAACAACAUCUAAAUUCGUUGUACAGUACGUAAAAUAAAAGAUGUCACCUUUGGUCCCAGUGAUAGAAACUUAAUGUUAAUCGUAAAGAAUAGGAAAUGUUAGUCAACACUGACUCAAUCACUCAGACCUAAUCUGUAUAUUCUCAACUCUUUUUUUCUUUCAUUUUAGGCUAGAUUAGGAUCGAGUGACUGAUUGAAGAAUAAAAGAA
Messenger RNA from Frieseomelitta varia, 2734 nucleotides. It is a transcript of the gene Xxylt, whose product is annotated as xyloside xylosyltransferase 1. The transcript has 3 exons. Lineage: Eukaryota; Metazoa; Arthropoda; Insecta; Hymenoptera; Apidae. The record is from RefSeq and is a predicted model, not a curated record. Gene Ontology annotation, molecular function: UDP-xylosyltransferase activity. The coding region runs from base 347 to 1411 and encodes 354 amino acids.